Molecule: messenger RNA, 1633 nt
Organism: Talpa occidentalis (Iberian mole)
Lineage: Eukaryota; Metazoa; Chordata; Mammalia; Eulipotyphla; Talpidae
Gene: CPXCR1
Product: CPX chromosome region candidate 1
Exons: 3
Coding region: 211-1176 (321 amino acids)
Source: RefSeq, a predicted model, not a curated record
AUGAGAGUUAUAAAGAGAGAGAGAGGGGACUGAAGGAAAGUAGGAGAAGAGGCUGGGCCUACUAAAGUGAAGCACAUCUUUUGAAGGAAUUUUUACUACUGAGAAUGGAUAUGAAGGGGUGAAUCCGAUAAGAUCUAGAUGGCCUCCAAUAACUUCCAUUCUCAUCGAACUACUGGAUCUCAGCCUUACUGAGAAGCGGCUAGACCCAAGAUGUCUUCUCCUACUGAAGAAGAAAGUGGUUCAGCAGACCAACCUCUCAAAAAUUUAGAAAAUGAGGCUCCAAAUGACUGUAAUACAGAGGUAGAGCCUUCACUUGAUAAUCCCAAUACGUCUGAAGUGGAAACCAUCCCAACCAAUGCAGAGCCAGGCACAGCAGACAUCCAAGAAGAACAUGCUGUUCCUGAAGCAGCAACAAUUGAUAAGUCUGAAGUACAGAACACCCAAGAGGAUUCCCAAAAAGAAGAUUUAAGAGAAGAAUCCCUCAUAGUUCAGAUUCCCAUUCCUAGGAAAUGGAUCCUUUUUAUUUCUGGAUUAGGGAGAAUUACCAAUCUGAGUAUCCAACUAGGAAAAAAUGAUAAAAACAAUCACUUAACUGAUAGUGCAAGGUUCUACUCAAGAAAAAUAGAGAUAAAAGUAAGUGAUUUAUGUUAUCACACCAUAAAUUACAAAAUGCCUUUCCAACUCUCAACUUCAUGGAGAAUUCCAUUCAUUAGCAAUCAUGAGAUAAGAAGAAUGAUUCUCCGUCUGCUAUGUAGCAGACAUUUCUCUCAGGCCAUCAGACGUCAAAAUACCACAUGGGUGAAACAAAAAUAUAUAGCAUUACUUCCUCGUCCAAAUGCUCUCACUCAAGGCGAGAGUGCCUUACUAUUUGGAAGACCUUUGAGGAUGUACUACCAGCAACCCCUCACUGACAGAAUAGCAGCAGGAAAAGUUUUCAAGUCAAAUGCUAGUAAAGGGAAAGGUGGAAUCCACAUUUUUGUGAGGCCUGUGUUCUAUGUCCCACGGGCCCACGUUCGAAAUACAUUGGCUAGAAAAACUUUUGGGUAUCAUUUGAGAGCUCAUCGUAACAUAAGGGUUGUGAUCAUAAACAUAAAUAAUGCCUGGAAAUACCUAUGUCCCAUCUGUGGGAGUAGCUUCAACAAUUUAGCUGAAUUUAGAGCACAUUCCUGCAACUAACUUAGGAAUUAAAUAAAAUCGGGAUGAAAUUUAAAAGUAAAAUCUUAAAAAAAAAAACAUAAUUCGGCUAACAAUUUGAGUCCAAAUUUCUUAAACAUGUUUUACUAGUGUUAGAUGGAGUUACAGAAUGGAACAUCAAUUACAGCAUAUAACACCUUUGAGAAGAGGAGAACUUGUAAGGAAACUUUUGCUUAUACUGUGUUACUACAAAACCAAUCAUCAAACCAUCGGAUCCUUGAUCUAUAUUAAAUUAGCAGUUGAACAAAGAAAAUGUUUGUGCUUUCUUAUAUUUCUGCAGAUAAGAACACUGUCAGUAUUAUCGAGUUACAAAUCUACAGGAUCUUAACAACAAUAGCAAACUUAUUGGAGGGCUAACCAAAGUCCUUCUAUGUGCUUCUAGAGACUGCUACAUUUAAUGUAAAACAUGUUCUCUAUAAAUUAAAUAAAAAUCAUUUUA